Messenger RNA from Fragaria vesca subsp. vesca, 2216 nucleotides. Its product is annotated as adenylate isopentenyltransferase 5, chloroplastic-like. Gene Ontology annotation, molecular function: tRNA dimethylallyltransferase activity. Gene Ontology annotation, cellular component: mitochondrion. The coding region runs from base 581 to 1687 and encodes 368 amino acids. The record is from RefSeq and is a predicted model, not a curated record. Gene Ontology annotation, biological process: cytokinin biosynthetic process; tRNA modification. The transcript has a single exon. Lineage: Eukaryota; Viridiplantae; Streptophyta; Magnoliopsida; Rosales; Rosaceae.
CCACUCUUGUCCAUGUGUCUUUGCCUCCAUUCGAGUCAAAGCCAAAGCUUACACCAACAAUCCUCUGCCUAAGUAUUUUCCAUAUUCAUCCGUAUCAAAGCUCCUCGGCUCUUCUCUGCUUGUGCACUUGGGUAGUGUUUCAGGUCCAAGCUCAGAUAUUACAGACCUCCCCUAAACAUUUCCACCAACAAAAGAAACCCUCACCCUUUCUAGCUUCCCGGUGGAAAUAUCGAACAUAUUUGCAUACACGUUUGAGGAUAAUUGGUAUAUGUGGUUCUGAACAUAAGAAGCUAAACGAGCCUUGCAUGUACCUAUCGAGCUACAAAAUCCAAAAACCUCCCAACCCCGUUUUCAACAUCUAGCUCAAUUACGUAGUUUCCGUUAUUCUAUCUAUCUCCCCCGGCCCUCUCGAUCUCUUUCUCAGCAGCUAGCAAGGAACUAGGUCGUGAAGAGCCAUUUUUUUUAUCGACAAAUCGCCGCGUUUUUCGUUGUUAAAAGGUAAGGUGGUCCAGAAGUUUUAAGCUUUGAUUAACUUUGGAUAUGUGAUUUUCAUUAAAAUUGCUUAUAUAUACCUGUAUGUAUGUGUUUUAAUUUUGGUUUUGGGUCAACUUGGCAGGUUUCAAUAAUGCAAACUCUUUUCUCCAUGUCUGCCUGCCAACAAGUAGUUCAAAUACAGCCGAUGAUAAGAUUCCAAGGGCCGCCAGCCGGACUAUCCAUCGAUCGGUUUUUCAGUCGGAAUAAGGAUAAGGUUGUGAUAGUAAUCGGAGCUACCGGAACCGGUAAGUCCAGGCUUGCCAUAGACCUUGCCUUAAAAUAUUCGGCCGAGAUCAUAAACUCAGAUAAAAUGCAAGUCUAUAAAGGCUUGGACACCCUCACCAACAAGGUCACUGAGGAGGAGUGCAAAGGUGUACCACAUCAUUUGUUGGGCACAGUGGAUCCUGACUCGAACUUCACUGCUACUGAUUUCAAGCAUCAUGCUUCUUUGGCCAUUGAAUCGAUAUUGGAGCGUGACCGGUUACCGAUCAUCGCCGGUGGGUCAAACUCUUACAUAGAGGCACUGGUGGACGAGCACGCCGAGUUCCGGAGGAGGUACGAGUGUUGCUUUCUGUGGGUGGACGUGGCGCCGCGUGUGCUCAACUCGUUUGUGUCGGAGCGAGUUGAUCGGAUGGUGGAGGUGGGUGGUCUGGUGGACGAGGUGAGGAGAAUGUUCGACCCUACUACUGCCGACGAGGAGGACUACAGCACAGGGAUCAGAAAAGCCAUCGGUGUUCCGGAGAUGCAUCAUUACUUGUGUGGCGAAGCAUGUGGCAACGAUAAAGAAACCCAAGAGGCGCUUCUGUUGGAAGCCAUUUCCAACAUCAAGAAGAAUACUUGCACGUUGGCUCAUCGACAGUUGCAAAAGAUUCACCGGCUGCGGAGCAAGUGGAACUGGAGCAUGCACUGCCUCGACGCCACCGAAGCUUUCUUGCACCGCCGCCGCGGCCGGGAGGGAGAACUGGUGUGGGACAAGCAAGUCUCUAGACCCGCUACAGGAAUUGUCAGUAAGUUCCUCGUAGACGACCCAAUGUCAACUACAAUUCUUCCUCAUGACACCGCCUUUGUGGCUGCAACGGCCACGCCCGCCACCACCGCCAGCGUUAACUCUCUAACGGUGUCCAUGUCGGCCGUGGCCGCUGCAACACGGUAGAAGAUGCCAAGUGGGUGCGCCUUCUAUCCUCUGCUAAUGGUAAUUAAAAAAGAAAAAAUCAAAAUAUUUCUCCAUCAGAUAAGAAAUGUAACUUUCUUGUUUGGAGUUCUGGGUCUGAGACUAAGAAGAGAGAAGUCGCUAUCAGGCGGUUAAGUAAAAGCACGUAGCUUUUUACAUUCUCUGGGUGGCCGUACAGUUUGGAAGCAUUUUAGAAGUCCGUGCUGUUUCAGUUAAAAAAGGAAAGGUUGGAGGGGUUCGUGGAUUUCCGUACCCACCUGCAUGCGGUGCGGUGUGCGCGCCUGCAUCAAAUCAAUCAUCAUCAAUCAUUAGUUGAUCGAAUAAUACAAGUCGGCUGUGGUGGACUUGGGGAUCGAUCCACAGUACGUCGUACGUGCUUUUGUGAGAGACUAUUAGGGUUUUGGGUGGGUCAUUUGCUACUUUCUUUGUUACUAAAACAAGAGUGUUGAUUAAGUUUUCCUAACAUUGUGUAUUGCUAAUUUUACUAUUGGUAUAUAGAUGGGGAAUUUCC